Molecule: messenger RNA, 711 nt
Organism: Cordyceps militaris CM01
Lineage: Eukaryota; Fungi; Ascomycota; Sordariomycetes; Hypocreales; Cordycipitaceae
Product: pyridoxine
Exons: 2
Coding region: 1-711 (236 amino acids)
Biological process (GO): pyridoxal 5'-phosphate biosynthetic process; pyridoxine metabolic process
Cellular component (GO): glutaminase complex; cytosol
Molecular function (GO): glutaminase activity
Source: RefSeq, a predicted model, not a curated record
AUGCAGCCCACCACCACCACGGUCGGCGUCCUCGCUCUGCAGGGCGGCUUCGCCGAGCACAUCGUGCUCGUCCGCAAGGCCGCCGCCCAGCUCGCCGACAGCUUCCCGACGGCCAUUGAGGCCAUCGAGGUGCGCACGCCCGCCGAGCUCGCGCGCUGCGACGCCCUCAUCAUCCCCGGCGGCGAGAGCACCACCAUUUCCUUUGUCGCCGCCCAGUCGGGGCUGCUCGAGCCGCUGCGCGAGUUUGUCAAAGUCCUGAAGAAACCGACCUGGGGCACCUGCGCCGGCCUCAUCCUGCUCUCCGAGCAGGCCAACGCCACCAAGCAGGGCGGCCAGGCCCUCAUCGGCGGGCUCGACGUGCGCGUCCACCGCAACCACUUUGGCCGCCAGACGGAGAGCUUCGCCGCGCCGCUCGACCUGCCGUUUCUGCCCGACGCCGCUGCCCGCCCCUUUGAGGGCGUCUUUAUCCGCGCCCCCGUUGUCGAGGCCGUGCUGGACGGCGCCGUCACCGUCGUCGCCACCCUCCCCGACCGCGUCAACAAGGUCCGGCCCCGCGCUGGCGUCGUCUCCGAGGCGCGCGUCACAGACAAUGCCGGCGACAUUGUGGCGGUCCGCCAAGGAAACGUCUUGGGCACCAGCUUUCAUCCGGAGCUGACGCCGGAUGCGAGGAUGCACGCCUGGUUCUUACAGGAGUUUGUGCGCAACAAGUAG